UAAACCGCAUAGGUCCAUUUCUUUAAAAAUCUUAUACGUAAGGCUAUAUAUGCCGGUGACUCCUAAGACCAGUUGUCCGGCUUUAAUAACCGGAUCGAAUCUGGCUGGAAUACCUCGUAAAUCAACAACAAAUUAACGGUAUUUGUUUUGAUUGGUUCUCGGGAAAAUCAAGCUCAAAAUCUUGGUUCUUUAUUCAUCUGUACAGGAGAGACUUUAGUAGUAUCAAGCUUGGGGACAUGGAUGGAUGACACGGAGAGGGAUCAAAGCUGAAAAUUAAGUACCUGAAGAGGUUGAUUAUGGGAGGGAUCAAAGCUGAAAAGUUGAAGAGUUGGAUUGCAUCUGGGUCGCGCUCCGAUCAACUUAACUUAUGCGUGGUUGGAGCCACGUCGCUGUUGAUGCUGUGCGCCUGCGCACUGCAACUCAGAGCCCUGAGCGGGAAGAUGACACCGACGUUGUUCACGUUCUGGUCUUCUCAUCUUAUUGACACUCCUCCUGAAAGAGUUUAUAAAAACAAUGGAUAUCUGAUGGUUUCGGCAAAUGGCGGAUUGAAUCAAAUGCGAGCUGGUAUUUGUGACAUGGUUGCCAUUGCAAGAUAUUUGAAUGUCACGCUUGUUGUUCCCGAAUUGGACAAUACCUCCAUUUGGCAUGAUAGGAGUGAAUUCCAAGAUAUAUUUGACGUGUAUUAUUUCAUUACAUCUUUGAAAGAUGAGGUCCGGAUAUUGAGACGGCUGCCUGAUGAGCAGAAGAGAAGAAUGAAGAACGCUUCCAUCUAUUCUAUGGAAUCGAGAAGAUGGUCCAAUAUGGGCUAUUAUUACUACAAGAUUCUUCCCCAGAUAAAAGAGCAUGAAGUCUUGCAUUUCACCAAGACUGAUUAUAGGCUUGCAAAUAAUGGGGUUCCUGAAGAUCUUCAAAAGCUGCGUUGCCGAGCAAACUAUGAAGCUCUGAGAUUCACUGCCCCUAUAGAGGAAACGGGCAAGAAGAUUGUCAGGAUUCUGAGGCAAAACGGUCCUUACUUGGCUCUUCAUCUCAGAUAUGAAAUGGAUAUGUUAGCAUUCACUGGCUGCAAUGAAGGUUGCAACGAGACAGAAGUUGAUGAACUGACUAAACUGAGAUAUGCCACCCCGUGGUGGGGACAAAAAGCAAUAAAUUCUAUCAAGAAAAGAAAAGACGGUCGUUGCCCUUUAACUCCCGAGGAAACUGCACUUGCAUUGCGGGCAUUGGAUAUUGAUCCUAGCAUUCAAGUUUAUAUCGCUGCUGGAAAUAUAUAUGGGGGAGAGAGGAGAAUGGCUGCCCUGAGAGCAGCUUUUCCAAAUCUGAUUAAAAAGGAAACAUUGAUGACAACCUCAGACCUUAAGCCCUUCCUGAAACAUUCAAACAUGAUGGCUGCGUUGGAUUACAUUGUGUCAUUAGAGAGUGACAUUUUCGUGCCAACAUAUGGAGGAAACAUGGCAAUGGUUGUUGAAGGCCAUAGAAGAUAUUUGGGGUACAAGAUGACAAUAAGUCUCGACAGAUGGCUUCUGAUACAUCUGAUAGAUGAGUACAGAAAUGGAAAACUCGGAUGGGACGAAUUCUCCCAAGAAGUGAAGACAGGCCAUGGUGAUCGCAUGGGUAGCCCUGCUCGAAGGACAGAGGUUCCUGCCAGACCCAUGCAAGAAGAUUAUUUCUAUAGUAAUCCACAUGAAUGUUUGCCGUUAGUUACGAAAAAUUCUGAGAGGACGUGAAACAAGUUAUUUUGGAAUCCCACUACUUUUCUUUUCCGCCAACGUAACUGUUGUUUCACCCUUUACUGUGUACAUAUCCUGUAAUCAAAAGGGAAAUAGUUUUUGGUCAGUUAGGUAGAGCAUCGAGGUAGG
This is a messenger RNA of Alnus glutinosa, 1853 nucleotides long. Its product is annotated as rhamnogalacturonan I rhamnosyltransferase 1-like. Bases 297 to 1721 code for a protein of 474 amino acids. NCBI's taxonomy places the organism in Eukaryota, Viridiplantae, Streptophyta, Magnoliopsida, Fagales, Betulaceae. The record is from RefSeq and is a predicted model, not a curated record. Gene Ontology annotation, cellular component: cytoplasm. The transcript is spliced from 10 exons.